This is a messenger RNA of Phycodurus eques (leafy seadragon), 1254 nucleotides long. It is a transcript of the gene foxi2, whose product is annotated as forkhead box I2. Bases 58 to 1254 code for a protein of 398 amino acids. Gene Ontology annotation, biological process: cell differentiation; anatomical structure morphogenesis; regulation of transcription by RNA polymerase II. Gene Ontology annotation, molecular function: DNA-binding transcription factor activity, RNA polymerase II-specific; RNA polymerase II cis-regulatory region sequence-specific DNA binding. The record is from RefSeq and is a predicted model, not a curated record. NCBI's taxonomy places the organism in Eukaryota, Metazoa, Chordata, Actinopteri, Syngnathiformes, Syngnathidae. The transcript is spliced from 2 exons.
AGGAGAACCUCUCCUCCGGUCGCCUUCACAGCACCUCCCAAUUCCGGACUCGGAGUGAUGAUCGAGCCCGAGUCCCACCAUCAGAACCAGCAUCAUUCCUCCGCACCCAGAGGCGCGCAGCAGGGCCCGGACAUGGCCGUGUACUGCGAUUCCCUGAGCGGCAUGUACCACCACCACCACCACCACCACCACCACCACCAGCAGCAGCAGCAGCAGCAGCAGCCGCCUCAGAGCCUCCAGAACCCCGCUCACCGAGCCGCCGGCUUCGGCCUGCACGGCGAGUUCGCCUCCCCGCCCAGCCCGUACCUGUGGGGCGUCAACCCCGCACCACCGGCGGCGGCGGCGGCGGCGCCUUACCUGCACGCCGGCAGCCCCUCGGCGCCCUUCGGCCCGCCCUCGUACGGCUCCCCGCGGCCGUUCCUGGCCGCCGGCUCGCCGGCCUUCGGCGGCCCGGAGCUAGGCUGGCUGUCGGUGGCCAGCCAGGAGGAUCUGCUGAAGCUGGUGCGGCCGCCGUACUCGUACUCGGCGCUGAUCGCCAUGGCCAUCCAGAACGCGCACGACAAGAAGCUGACGCUCAGCCAGAUCUACGCCUACGUGGCUGACAACUUCCCCUUCUACAAGAAGAGCAAGGCCGGCUGGCAAAACUCCAUCCGCCACAACCUGUCGCUCAACGACUGCUUCAAGAAGGUGCCGCGCGACGAGGACGACCCCGGCAAAGGAAACUAUUGGACGCUGGACCCCAACUGCGAGAAGAUGUUUGACAACGGAAACUUCCGGCGAAAAAGGAAGCGAAGGUCUGACCCGGCGCCAGUGGCGGGGGCCACCAAGAUGGAGGACGGCGCGCGGGCCCCGACGCCCAAACCCGCCGACAACUCCCAGCUCUCGCCCUCGGACACGGACGCCCUGAGCGACAACCUCAAGACGGCGUCGCCGUCGUCGUGCUUCAGCAACUUUUACAGCAGCAUGUCCUCUCUGGGGGGCCCGGCGGCAGCCUCCGGGGGGAGACAGGCGGGGCCCCUGGGCCUGCUCGACGAGCUGUCCAGCAGGAACAUUGGCGCUCUGCAGGGCCCCUACCACGCGGGCGGCCAGCAGGACUCGGCGGGGUCGGAGCACGGCGGCGAUGGUCUGCACUUCAACCGCGGCGUGUACUACAACGCCUUUGGCGGGGGGCAGGGCGGACAGUUCAACAGCCACCUGUACAACAGCUUCAGCGUCAACAGCCUCAUUUACCCCCGAGACGGGGCCGAGCUAUAG